AUGAGCUCCAGCUCGCUAUCAUCUUCUGUCGCUUCGUCCUCGUCAAGCACCAGCUCUUCAGUAUCUGCGGCACCGACGCCUGUCCGUAACUUUGGCAAACGUGGCCUAGCCUACAACCAGGCAAAUCUUACCAUGCCAUUUUCUCUCAGUGGGCAGAAUAGCCAGGUCUCUUGGGCCUACGAUUGGUACUUUGCACCAUGCAGCACUGCUGGUGUACACGAUUGCGGCUUCAACCCAGCACUUGAGUUCGUCCCUCUGCUCUAUAACAACGAUCCUAACCUUUUGUCUCAAUGGCCCGCCGCAGCCCAGCUCGCCAUCGAUAACGGCUCGGAAGCCCUUAUGUCCUUCAACGAACCUGAUUUCUGCAUUUCUGGCAGCGCUUGUAUGAACGUAUCUACCGCAGUCUACUAUCAUCAACAGUACAUGCAACCAUUCGCUGGUAAAGCUCUGAUCGGCGCCCCUGCCGUUACCAACUCUGGUAGCACCGAUGCCAACCCCAUGGGCUUAUUGUAUCUGCAAUACUUCUUGGGCAACUGUACAGGCUGCACCAUUGACUUCAUCAACCUUCAUUGGUACAGCAACAAGUACGCUGGUGCUUCCUACCUUGAAUCGCACAUCAACUCUGCCCGUGCCAUAGCCGGAGGACGACCUAUCUGGAUUACUGAGUUUGGUUUAGACAGUACGUUCAGCUAUACUGAUGCCGAACUGCAGUCUUUCUUGCAGCAAGCUAUGCCAUGGUUGGAUCAGCAGCCCGAUGUCGCUAGAUAUGCUUACUUUAUGGAUGCACCUGGGAUUCUGAUCAAUAGUGCUGGCAAUGGGAUCAGUGGAACAGGAAUGGUUUACAACAACUUCACCAAUUCUACGCAUCAGCCUAAUCUAUACACCUGA
Aureobasidium musti is the source of this 888-nucleotide messenger RNA. The record is from the annotation of a GenBank genome assembly. Lineage: Eukaryota; Fungi; Ascomycota; Dothideomycetes; Dothideales; Saccotheciaceae.